This is a messenger RNA of Beta vulgaris subsp. vulgaris (sugar beet), 1456 nucleotides long. RefSeq names its product F-box/kelch-repeat protein At5g43190. Gene Ontology annotation, molecular function: protein binding. The transcript has a single exon. The coding region runs from base 149 to 1282 and encodes 377 amino acids. Lineage: Eukaryota; Viridiplantae; Streptophyta; Magnoliopsida; Caryophyllales; Amaranthaceae. The record is from RefSeq and is a predicted model, not a curated record.
CGCCUACUAAAUCUCAAACUUCAACUCUUAUUCAACGUUUAUAUUUUCAAUACUCUUUACCUCUUUUUAGAACUAUAUUAUUUUACUCCAUCUCAAUUGUCUCCUUCUUCAUCUAUCACCUAAAAUUUCCCAGAAACAACACAAAUAAAUGGCUAAAAUUUCCCCAGAUUUGGAUCCCUCAAUAUGGAGCAAAUUACCAGAUGAACUCUUAGAUUAUAUCCUUUGUUUUCUCUCUCUAAAAUCCAUCCUUAAUCUCAGAUCAACAUGUAAACGCUUCAAAUCUCUUCUCUUUAAUCCUUCUUUUCUUUCCAAAUUAUACCCAUCUUUUUCUUCAUCUUCUUCUUCUCCAUUUUCUUCUUUUCUUUUGUUAUCUCAUCCUCAUUUUAACCACCAUUUUCCUCUUUACAAUUCUGUUUCUGCAACUUGGAGAGAAUCCUCUUCAUCACCUUCACUACUUAACCCAUGUCCUUCAUCUUCAUCAUCUCUUUUAUCUUCUUCUAAUGGUUUACUUUGUUUUCAUCUUCAAAAUUCAUCAACUUUUUUAGUUUCUAAUCUCUUAUCUCGUUCUUCGACUCUUAUCAAAUCUCCUAGAUUAUCCUUCACGUUUGAGUUGCUUACUCUAGUUUCUUCACCAAAUGGGUUCAAGAUCUUUGUAUAUUCAUCAGAGUCUGUGUUCCUCUACGACUCUACGAUCCGAUCCUGGCGAAACUUUGGCGGGUUUGAUUCAAUAUUGAAUGAUAAUAUUCACCAAGAAGGUGUUUACAGAGAUGGGUAUCUGUAUUUUAUAACUUCUUAUCCUUAUUCUAUUGUCUCCUUUGAUUUGGAAAAGGGUGUUUGGGGUUAUCCUUUCGCCGAAAUGCCGACAAAUGAGCUCAUUUUUGCUAGGAUUGUGAUUAGUGAUGAUUGUGAAGAUGGUGCAGGGGGGAAGAAUAAAAUGUAUGUGAUUGGUGGGGUGGGAGGGAAUGGGAUUUCAAGGUGUUUGAAGGUGUGGGGAUUUGGAGGGAAAAAUGAUGAUAAUAAUAAUUGGGUGGAAGUGGAAAGUUUGCCAGAUUUGAUGUACAGAAAAUUGGUAUCAGUUUGUUAUCACAAUUAUGAGCAUAUCUAUUGUUUUUGGCACAAUGGUAUGAUAUGCAUAUGUUGCUAUAGUUGGCCUGAGAUUUUGUAUUAUAGGGUUUCUAGGAGGACUUGGCAUUGGUUGCCUAAAUGCCCUGCUUUGCCUAACAAAUGGAGUUGUGGGUUUCGUUGGUUUUCUUUUGUACCUAAGUUACAUGCUUCUAUUUGAGUUCAUGUUUGAUUAUUGUUGUUGCUGAAAAAAAAUUAUGAUAUACCUGGGUGUAUGAUGAAUGAACUCGUGGUUGUGGUUGUGGUUGUGAAUUUAAUUGCUCACUUUUGUUGUUGUGAGCUGACAUUUGAUGUUUAGAUGUGUUAUAAUUCUAUUAAAUAGGUGUUAAUGUCA